UUGUCGGAUUCUAGCGGAAGUGGCUCCAUUGCCUUGGAGAGCUGGAGUGGUCUGGAGUUCCACGGCAUGGUGAGCCAGAGGCCACCUCUCCGGCUGCCUCUCAGUGUCUCGCCGGCGGGGUUCGUCCCGAACUGGAUAGGCACAGCCCUUGGGAGAUUUAAGCAACCUAAACAUUAAGCAAUACAGCUGCCUCAAAUCUCUGGGAAUUUCAGAAUGACUGACACUGCCCAAGCGGUUCCAAACUUUAAAGAGAUGCUUGCUAGUAGAUUCACAAAAGUUGACAAGGAGUAUCAGGAAUACCUGGAACACCGUCCUGAGUCCCCUCCAAUUGUUGAGGAAUGGAAUAGCAGAGCUGGUGGGAACCAAAGAAACAGAGGCAACUGGUUGCAAGAUAACAGGCAGUUCAGAGGCAGGGACAGCAGAUGUGGGUGCCCAAGUGACAAUCGAUCCAAUCGGUGGCAUGGACGAUCCUGGGGUAACAAUUACCCGCAACACAGACAAGAACCUUACUAUCCCCACCAAUAUGGACAUUAUGGUUACAACCAGCGGCCUCCUUACGGUUACUACUGAUAGAAAUGUCGGCAGCUUUUAGUAAAAGCAUUUACUCUGUUACCGUGACAAAAGUUUGGGUGUCUUCUGUUGGUCAUAUUUUUACAUAUGAUUUUAGAGUAUGGAUUAUUGAUUUUUUUGGAAGCUGAGACUUAAAAAAAAAAUAGAUCUUACUUGCGACACGCGAUGGUUGCUGAGAAUACCUGAAAUUGUGGAUUAUGUUGCUUGACUUCUACCUCAGUCUUCUUUGUUUGAUGAUGCAAUAGUGCUUAGAGUUUGGUAUAUUUUUCUUAUUUGACCUCUAGGAGUUCUUCGUUUUACACAGAAAUAAAAGUCUUAAAAUAGAAAAUGCCUGCUUUUACUUUGUAAGGUAAGAGAGUCUCCAUACGCUUAGAUGUGCUCCUCCUGUCUGAAAUUCUAGAGGUUAAUAUAAUCAGCUCAUGAAUGCACAGAUAUGCUUCUUGUGAUAGAUUGUACGUAACAUCAGCUGUUGAAAGGUAAAACAAUUGCUUUUGUUAUGUGACUAUGGUAUUUUGUGAUUCCUCACUCUGUAGAUAAUGAGCGAGCUCCACAUUUAUUUGGGUCUCUUUUUAGAGAGAAAUCACUAAUAAAACUGUAAAAUAAGGAGGGAA
Saimiri boliviensis boliviensis (Bolivian squirrel monkey) is the source of this 1181-nucleotide messenger RNA. Its product is annotated as RNA guanine-N7 methyltransferase-activating subunit-like protein. Gene Ontology annotation, biological process: RNA 5'-cap (guanine-N7)-methylation. Gene Ontology annotation, molecular function: RNA binding. NCBI's taxonomy places the organism in Eukaryota, Metazoa, Chordata, Mammalia, Primates, Cebidae. Gene Ontology annotation, cellular component: mRNA capping enzyme complex. The record is from RefSeq and is a predicted model, not a curated record.